Messenger RNA from Galendromus occidentalis (western predatory mite), 2217 nucleotides. RefSeq lists its product as uncharacterized. Lineage: Eukaryota; Metazoa; Arthropoda; Arachnida; Mesostigmata; Phytoseiidae. Bases 1 to 2079 code for a protein of 692 amino acids. The record is from RefSeq and is a predicted model, not a curated record. Gene Ontology annotation, cellular component: centrosome; spindle pole. The transcript is spliced from 4 exons.
AUGCUAGACGACUUUGAGAGUAUUCCCCACAACGGCACGAAAGAAUUGUCAAGGUGCUGGUUCAGAAAACUGCCGCAUCUGGUCGGAAAGAAGAAGCUUGAGGAGAUGGAGUGGCACAAUUCGUCGAUCGAAGGAAACUACGCUCAAGCAUUGAAACGAGUACUCCAAGUGAAAACGUUCGCUAAGUUCUCGCGCGACAUCGAAUUCAACGAAGAGGAGACGGAAAUCGUGGCAUCUCGAUGCAAAAUCGAUAGUAAACACGUCGCCGAUGCGGUCGACGAAAGAAAUAUGGUGCAAGAUUCGAGGCGUAUAGCGGCCAAGUCUCCAGAUUUGAACCCUGCAGUUUGCGUGUCUCGGGAGCUCAUUCCUCCCCGUGUUUCCGGCAAGGGCAUGGAGAUCACGUCUGAGUCCACCCAGAAAUUGCUUGAGACUCUCUGCCAUCAAGUCGACAUUCCCGUGGAGCUACCUACGACCUCGCUGCUCGUCAGAUUGUUCACAGCCGUCACAGCGAUCAAGCUUCCGUCGGACUUGCCUCCUCUAGAGCAAUUAACGAAGCUGCUCGCGAUCCUCGGUGAUGAGGUCGUGCACGCUCCGCUUGAUCACAUCAAACCGGCGGAUCUUGCGGCAGGCGAGAAUGAGGCCCUUUACGAUCUCCUCGAGAUCUUGACGACUUGCGCUCAUUUGCGAGAUGACAGUGUCACGUCUACGAGUGACGAGAUGACUACCGCCGAGAGCUGUCAGACCAGCCUACAUUCAGCCCUCAGUUCCUUGAAGGCUUCGAAUAGCGCGAGUGCUUCGGACAGCUCGAGCUCUUCCAGUAGCGAUAGCCUCUUCAGCUCGGAAACUUCAUGCAGCACUUGCGAUUCAGCUUCCGCAUCGUCGUCAUCGUUGUCGUCCCGAAGUCGAUCGACGCUGUUCUCCGAGGUCACUCAAGAAAUUGAUAUCGCUUGCCGGCUCUGCGAAUAUCUCUCGAAUCACCGACGCGUGAGAUCAUCGGACAGCGGAUCGGAGCUCAGCGAGUCUAGGGAACAGGAAGAGUCGUCAACGUCAAGCAUCGGAGCGAUCAACGAAGCGCAUCCACCAGCUGCUCCUGAGAGAAAUCCGCAAUCGUCGUGCCCCCUACGACCGUCCAAGGCUCAAAGAGUCAAUCACAGCGCGGCAGCCGCCGCUGGAAAGCGCCUCGAAGCUCGUCGAGCUCUGAGAGCGAACGCGAUAGAUGCCUCGAAGAAAUUCCACCAGACAGUGCCAUGCUGUAGGAAUAAACCGCCGCCGCGGAAGACGUUUCCGGCGCACAACAAAAACGUCAUCAAGCCUGUCGGUCUGGGCCUCAAACCGGAGAGGAUGCCGCCACCAGGGAAUGGACUCGAGACGCAGAGAGCAAACGGAGGAGACGAGGAGAUCGUCGAGGAAACAAUCGUCGAAGAAAACACGAUUUCGCCUCAUUUAGUACGCGUUCUUAGAAAACAAUACGAUCAGCAUUUACAAUGGAUGAAGUCUCACGGUGCAUCCGAGUCCGGCUUCAGAAAAUUAGAGCGCGACUACGAGAAUCUCAUCGAAUCCCACACCAGCCGCGUGAAGCAGAUGCGAGCUGAGGCGGUCGCCCAGAACCGAGUUUCCCUCCUAAAGGCCCAGAAAGGUAUUACGCACACGGUGCGUAACCUACAAAGUCACGCCAAAACUCAAGCGACCCAGCUAGCUCACGUCCAACUCGAGGCCGAGAGAUUGCAGAGGAGCAAGGAAGCCAAGAUGCGGCUGGCUGAGGAGAAACUCCUACGGGAAACUUUCGUGGAAUCGAUGAGAAUUCAGAAAGAACAGCUCCUGAGCAUGAAGAGGAACCUUGCGGACGAACGGUAUCGCGAAGCGGACAAACACAAAAUUUAUAUGCAAGGCCUCGAGCACUUCUAUAGGACUCAGUUGGACAUGCUCGCCGAGACCCUCGACAAGGAACAUAGAGACGGAGAAUUGAGGAACAGUGCGCAGAUGGCGCUCCUCAGAGGCAUGCGUAAAGAACUAAAGGAGAAACUCGACAAGGAGGUCGCAUUUUUGAAGGACAUCAUCGCGUCCGAAUCACUGCCUUGAAGUCUUCAUCGACAGAGAAUUCCAUUAGUAAGAGUGGUGGAAAAUAGAAGACUGGUGAUUGUAGAAGGGAGCGAGGAGGAGCGUUGUGAAAAACGUCGCUCGAUGCUGCGAGCGAGCUCGAAUAAAAUUUUGAAAAAA